UGCGCGCAGCAGGGAAGGCGUAGCCCAGAAGCAGUGGCCUCGGCUCCAAAGCGGGCCGCGUAACGUGCCGACCCAGAAAUCUCUUCCGGGGGUCCAGACUUCUCCCUUACCAAUGGACCUGGUUGGUUUUGGUUAUGCAGCUCUUGUGACAAUUGGAAGUAUUUUGGGAUACAAGCGGAGAGGUGGUGCUCCGUCUUUGAUUGCUGGCCUUUUUGUUGGAAUUUUGGCUGGCUAUGGUGCUUACCGUGUCUCCAAUGACAAACGAGAUGUGAAAGUGUCGCUAUUUACAGCUUUCUUCCUGGCCACUAUCAUGGGUGUGAGAUUUAAGAGAACCAAGAAAAUAAUGCCUGCUGGGCUGCUGGCAGGUUUAAGCCUCGCGAUGAUCCUGAGACUCAUCUUGUUGCUGCUGUGAGCACCCUGAGGAGCUGAAAAUUAAAUUCGUGUCCUUCUACUGCAAGGAGCAGAAUGUAUUCUUUGUAUAUAUGUAAAUUUCAGCAUGUUAAGUGUUAUUUUAUAUCAGCAGCAGAAGUAGCACCUCUAAAAUAGACAUCAGUUUGAGGUGGUGUUUUUUUUUUUUUUCAGCAAGCUGUUUUGUAAUUACCAGGCACUAUUUUCAUUAAAGGUAUUUAAUG
Ochotona curzoniae (black-lipped pika) is the source of this 632-nucleotide messenger RNA. It is a transcript of the gene TMEM14A, whose product is annotated as transmembrane protein 14A. Gene Ontology annotation, biological process: regulation of heme biosynthetic process. The record is from RefSeq and is a predicted model, not a curated record. Lineage: Eukaryota; Metazoa; Chordata; Mammalia; Lagomorpha; Ochotonidae. Gene Ontology annotation, cellular component: mitochondrial membrane. The transcript is spliced from 5 exons. The coding region runs from base 113 to 412 and encodes 99 amino acids.